Gymnodraco acuticeps is the source of this 1018-nucleotide messenger RNA. It is a transcript of the gene exosc7, whose product is annotated as exosome component 7. The record is from RefSeq and is a predicted model, not a curated record. The coding region runs from base 81 to 956 and encodes 291 amino acids. Gene Ontology annotation, biological process: nuclear polyadenylation-dependent mRNA catabolic process; nuclear polyadenylation-dependent rRNA catabolic process; U1 snRNA 3'-end processing. Lineage: Eukaryota; Metazoa; Chordata; Actinopteri; Perciformes; Bathydraconidae. Gene Ontology annotation, cellular component: cytoplasmic exosome (RNase complex); nuclear exosome (RNase complex). The transcript is spliced from 8 exons.
AAAAACUCGAACUGCGUCGUCUCUUGAUGACGUAGAAGAAGAGCGACCGACACACACAUGCUAGCAGUGUUUUUCACAUAAUGGCAACAGUACAAGUUAGCGAGGCUGAAAAGGUGUAUAUCCUUCAUGGUAUACGGGAUGACUUGCGAGUGGACGGAAGAGGCUGUGAGGACUACAGACACAUGGAAAUAGAGACUGAUGUGGUGUCUAACACAGACGGAUCAGCCAAAGUCACACUGGGGGACACGGCGGUUCUAGUCGGGGUUAAAGCUGACAUUGGAAAACCGAGGCCCAAGGUGCCAAAUGAAGGCUACGUGGAGUUCUUUGUUGACUGCUCAGCCAAUGCAACCCCUGAGUUUGAGGGCAGAGGAGGCGAGGAGCUAGGCACGGAGCUGAGUAACACACUCUACAAAGUCUUCAACAACAAACACAGUGUGGACCUGAAGAGCCUGUGUAUCAGCGCAGGAGAGCACUGCUGGGUCCUUUACGUGGACGUACUGCUUUUGCAGUGUGAUGGAAACCUUUACGAUGCCAUCUCAGUAGCCAUCAAGGCUGCUCUCUUCAACACAAAAAUUCCCAGAGUGCACAUAUCGGCCGACGAGGAAGGAGGGAAGGAAAUUGAGCUGUCAGACGACCCUUAUGAUUGCGUGAGACUCAAUGUAGAAAACGUUCCUUGCAUCGUGACGUUGUGCAAGGUGGGCCACAGGCAUGUGGUGGAUGCGACUCUGCAGGAGAAGGCCUGCUCUGUGGCCAGCCUGAUAAUAUCUGUCACACACAAGGGCACGAUCACCUGCACCAGGAAGGUGGGCGGAGGCAGCCUGGAUCCGGAGAGCAUCUUUGAAAUGACAGAGGCAGGUAAACGUGUCGGGAAGGCCCUCCAUGCUCCGCUCAUGAAGCUGCUGCAGCAGGAGGAGAGUUUGGGGAAAGCACGACAGAAAGUUGGCUUCCUUGGUUAACAUCAUUUACAUUUUAUGUACAUGUAUUUAGAUUUUUCUAAUAAAAAUUCAUUUCUACUGCC